This is a messenger RNA of Pneumocystis jirovecii RU7, 234 nucleotides long. RefSeq lists its product as uncharacterized. The transcript has 2 exons. Bases 1 to 234 code for a protein of 77 amino acids. NCBI's taxonomy places the organism in Eukaryota, Fungi, Ascomycota, Pneumocystomycetes, Pneumocystales, Pneumocystaceae. The record is from RefSeq and is a predicted model, not a curated record.
AUGAGGGCUUUGACGAGUUCCAGAGCGCAGGAUCCGUGGAAGGAACAAGAAAGGGGUGUUUCGACUGGGCGGAGGGAGCCAGGUGAGGAAGAGCACGGGUGUUUGCAGGUAUUUAUGGGAGGAGCAGGAAAAGGCCGAGGGCUCAGAAAGGCAUUUGGGGCGUUCAGGGCAAGUGAAGCAGCAGAGAGAGCAAUCAAAGGAUGUAUUCAGCAAUCUGUGGACACUUGCUCUUAA